ACGAUCGACUUCUUCAUGGAAACUGCGCCUCAUGCUUCUAUUGACCAACGAGAUCGUGCUGGACAUUCGGCGCUAUUUUAUGCCGUCACCUACGGUCACUACGAAGCUGCAAAACAUCUUCUGGAUCACGGUGCUAACCCGAAUCACCAGGACAAUCGUCUACGCACACCCUCGCAUUGUGCCGCCGCCAAGGGUCAAAUGCGAAUGCUCAAAUUGCUUAAGCAGUACAAACGCGCUUUCGAGAUUCACAACCUAAUCGGUGAGAUUCAGAACUAUCGUGGUGAUUUGCCAGUUCAUGAAGCCGUUCAGUCCAGGAGCAAAGGUACGAUUUGA
Cooperia oncophora is the source of this 333-nucleotide messenger RNA. The record is from the annotation of a GenBank genome assembly. NCBI's taxonomy places the organism in Eukaryota, Metazoa, Nematoda, Chromadorea, Rhabditida, Trichostrongylidae.